This is a messenger RNA of Mugil cephalus (flathead mullet), 1570 nucleotides long. RefSeq names its product protein lin-28 homolog A-like. Bases 186 to 752 code for a protein of 188 amino acids. NCBI's taxonomy places the organism in Eukaryota, Metazoa, Chordata, Actinopteri, Mugiliformes, Mugilidae. The record is from RefSeq and is a predicted model, not a curated record. The transcript is spliced from 4 exons. Gene Ontology annotation, molecular function: zinc ion binding; nucleic acid binding.
GGCUGGUGCGUAUUGUGCAAGAAGGGAGCAGGAAGCAGGGAGAGCGCGUUACAAGCCUCGUGGAGGAUUACACGCACAAACGCGCAGGGAAGAUCCACGCACGUUCAGCAUGCAUUCAACCCCUUUCAUGUGAUACUGUCCCGGGCCGGAGCCGUCUCUGCAGGAGGCCGUUGAAACCUCCCACCAUGGCAGAAGGGGGCUGCGCGCAGGGCGAGGAGGAGGACGCGGGUCUGUCCCGGGGCAGCGGCGUCUGCAAGUGGUUCAACGUGCGGAUGGGCUUCGGCUUCCUGUCCAUGAGCAGCAGGGACGGAGCUCCUCUGCAGCAGCCGCUCGAUGUGUUCGUCCACCAGAGCAAACUACACAUGGAGGGCUUCCGCAGCCUCAGAGAGGGCGAGGCCGUGGAGUUUACCUUCAAGAAAUCCUCCAAAGGUCUGGAGUCUGUGCGGGUCACCGGGCCAAGCGGAGCGCCGUGCCUGGGCAGUGAGAGGCGACCAAAGAGCUCCCAGAAACGACGCUCCAAGGAGGACAAAUGCUACAACUGCGGAGUUCCGGGCCACCAUGCCAAAGAGUGUCAGCUACCCCCUCAGCCUAAAAGGUGCCAUUUCUGCCAGAGUGUUUCCCACAUGGUGGCAAACUGUCCGGUCAAAGCACAGCAGCUGCAGCAGCAGCAGCAGCAUUCAUCAGCAGUCGCUCAGGGAAUGGCCCCCUCACCGAGGGAAGAGGAAGAGGAGCAAAGUCAGACCACCCUCUGAAAAUGAACCGGAUGGUUCAGGGAAACUUGUCAGGUUUUUGACUGGAAUUUAUAGAGAGAACUUCCUCAGGGUUUUAUGUAUUGAGCAACCGAGACAUCCCAGUGGUGUUGAUGUGAAGUGUUGUUCUGUAGAGAGAUGACUGACAUAUCGACUGUGACUUUUUUUUCCCGUUUUUUUUUUUGUUGUUGCUUUUUUGCCUUAGAUAAGUGUCCUAGCUUUGGAAUGAAACAAUCAGAUUAACCGUUGAAACCUCUGUGUUGUAGCAUAUAAAGUCCCGGUUUGGACUAAAUGACAUUUGCCUCAGUAAACAGAGGCUUUUACAUAAUACAAACAAGUAUUUCUGGUUUACAAAUCUCUAGAAACUGUACACAUGUCAGGGUGUGUGUGGUGUUCUCGUAAGGAAAAGGCUCGACUUAUCUCCGGGUAGCAGAUCUAUGAAACCUGAACGAAUGUAAUAAUAAACCUUUUACAACACAUGUGUUGGCAUAUCCUAACAGGUGUAACAAGUAAUACUUAUGAUGGCUGUUUGGAUAUCACCUGAUUACACCCUGGUACUGAGCGGGUGGCACAUCUGCUGUAAAGAAUAGAAAAAAAAAGAGUGUAAAGAAAAAAGAAAUGUCAAAACUUUAGAAUAGUUAAUAGAAGUGGAGAAAAACAAACAGAGGGAACAUUACAAGUGUGAAAGCGUACACCGAUCAGCCGCAAUAUUAUGACCACCUUCCUGAUAGGUCUCCCUUGUGCCUCAGUUGUAACUCAUUAGUGAAUAGACAUGGGCCUUCUGAGGGUGUCCUGUGGUGUCUGGAAACAGAAUAUUGUUA